GUCUAUAAGCCUGCAUGUGCCUGGCAACUGUUACCUAGUGACAGUUUCAGCUGCAGUAGCCAUUGGCUGUGCUGUUGAUUGGGGCAGGAGGACCGAGUCACCUUUCUGAUGGUGAGUUCUGCAUCAGCUCAGGAUGAGGAGGAGGAGCAGGGCUUCGGUUCAGGUGGAGGCAGUGAUACUGAGAGACUGUGAGGAAUACACCGACAGCAUCUCGGUAACUGCAUCACAGUAAAUCGGACUUCUGAAUCAAGCAGCCCAGCCUAGCAGCUGAUAAGAGUGAAUGUAGGUGAGAAGCAUUGUUUUAUUCCUGUAACAAGAACUAUUUUGUGAUAAGUGAAACUAGGAAUGUGCAAGGAGGAAUAUCCUGUGGCUAUUAUUAUAAAAGAAGAAGGACUUCCCUGAAUGCCUUGGUGGUGCACAAGAAAAUAACUUUAAGAAGAAUGCUUUCUGUUAAGCUCCUGCAUUGUUCCUGAAGGAAAUGUUUCUAUUUCUAACGCAUGUUCUUUCUACAAAAGGUAUGACAGCAAAGACUGACAAGAGACUCUCUGAAAUGCCUGUACUUUAAAAAAGACUUUUGACAAAUGUUAACCUCAUAUCAGAAUGACCUUGGAAGCAUUUUGGAUGGAUUCUAUCCUGCCAGUCUUUCAGUAUUUCAAACUCUAGGAUUUAAACUCAUCUUGAUGCUUUAGAAGUAUUUUAAAACAAGAACAUCUUAUAACCUAUCUAAUGGCCCCUGCAUUAAUUGAGCACUUGCUCAAAAUAGAACACAGAACUAGAAGAGGCAUUUUCUUAACAUAUGGCUGCUAUAUAACUGCAAAUAUAACAAACAAGCUUAUCCCCCUUCCUCCCCCCUCCCAAAGCUGAGGUGUGUUACUGCUGCACUGAGGCUGAUGAAGAGACUUGAGUACUCCCUGGGAUGCUCAGCUGUGACAGAAGCGCUGCCACUGUCUACUGAAGCUGAUUCUGAGACACUCAUGGGCAGAGUUUAGCAGAUGCUAGGCAGGGCACCUGCUUGCUGUAGCCAGAGCUGCAGGUUCUUUUAAUUCCAAGCCAUGAAUGAAUCCAGGUGGACUGAAUGGAGGAUCCUGAACAUGAGCAGUGGCAUUUUGAAUGUGUCCGAACGUCACUCUUGCCCACUUGGAUUUGGCCACUACAGUGCGGUGGACGUCUGCAUCUUCGAGACAGUUGUUAUUGUCUUGCUGACAUUUCUAAUCAUUGCUGGGAAUUUAACGGUCAUCUUUGUCUUUCACUGUGCUCCACUCUUACACCAUUAUACGACCAGCUAUUUCAUUCAGACAAUGGCAUAUGCUGAUCUUUUCGUUGGAGUUACCUGCUUGGUUCCUACUCUCUCACUUCUCCACUACUCCACGGGUAUCCACGAGUCACUGACUUGCCAGGUUUUUGGAUAUAUCAUCUCAGUUCUAAAAAGUGUUUCUAUGGCAUGUCUUGCUUGCAUAAGUGUGGAUCGCUAUCUUGCAAUUACCAAGCCUCUUUCCUACAAUCAACUGGUCACCCCUUGUCGCCUGAGAAUUUGCAUUGUUUUAAUCUGGAUCUACUCUUGCCUAAUUUUCUUGCCUUCCUUUUUUGGCUGGGGGAAACCCGGUUACCACGGUGACAUUUUUGAAUGGUGUGCCACCUCUUGGCUCACCAGUGUCUAUUUUACUGGCUUUAUUGUUUGUUUACUUUAUGCUCCUGCUGCCUUUGUUGUCUGCUUCACUUACUUCCACAUUUUCACAAUUUGCCGGCAGCACACCAAAGAGAUAAAUGACCGGAGGGCCCGAUUCCCUAGCCACGAAGUCGCUGCCUCUGGAGAGACUGGGCAUAGCCCUGACCGUCGCUACGCCAUGGUUUUGUUUCGGAUAACCAGUGUGUUUUACAUGCUCUGGCUCCCGUAUAUCAUAUACUUUCUUCUAGAAAGCUCCCGAGUCUUGGACAAUCCAACACUGUCCUUCCUAACAACCUGGCUUGCUAUAAGUAAUAGUUUUUGUAACUGUGUAAUAUACAGCCUCUCCAACAGUGUUUUCCGGCUAGGCCUCCGAAGACUGUCCGAGACAAUGUGCACGUCUUGUAUGUGUGUGAAGGAUCAGGAAGCACGAGACCCCCAACCUAGGAAACGGGCUAAUUCCUGCUCCAUUUGAAGAAAACCACACAGUAAAUCAAAUGUAGUCUGACAGUAGUUUGGGAUUGUAUUCUUGCUUCAUCUGGAAAUUUGCCACUAGAGAAAUAUUUACUAGAAUAGUUGACUAUGAGAGGAAGGGACUAAAGGUUUUUUUUUUCAUGGAAAAAAAAAACCCUGAAGAAAAGGAUGUGUAGAGGGUAAUCUCGUGAGAUAAUUGUAGUGUGUGAGUAUGAAUGUGCAGUAAUAGGCAAAAUCAAACACUGAGGAUGGAAAAGUACCUCAGAUCUUCCACAGGGCAUGAGCAAAGCCCCUGGCGUCUGUCUCUCUCUGGGACUGGACUCUCUCCUCUGUCUCUGUCUCUCUCACUCUCUUUGUGUUUGUGGAAAUUACUUACAUAAAUUGUCCUUUACAGAAAAAUGCUACAUAUUAUAUAUGUGGUAAAGUAUAAUUUUUUGCAUCAAAGUGUACUUGUUUAAACUCACUUAUCUACAAUCCCUAAACGGUCUCUCCAUGGAGGAUGCAUAGUAAGCAUUGUAUUUUAUUACCUGCCACACAACCAUUUUGCUUGUGUUUUUAUAGUAUCCAUAGCACAAAAUUUCUGCUAUGAACAAAAAGAAACAGUAUUUUUGUUUCUUCUGGGUAAAAUUAUGCUCCCUCCUCCUUCCUAACAGCUUUUUUUUUCCUCUCCAUUUUUCUUGAUCUGCAUCCUUUGGCACCUUAAUCCAGAAGUGUCUUAGCUAAUGAAAGAAUCUACUAUAUAAAAGUCAUAAUGUUGAAUGAUUUAUUCCUUCCAAAAAAGCAUUCUAUAGGUUGUUUGAGAUAUUGUGUUAAGUAUUUUUAAUGGCUUUGGGAAACAUUUUUAUUUGUUUUCUUUUGAAUUAGUUCAUGUGCCCAAAGUGGUGUCUUUUUAUUUUUUGCAGGGGCUAUAGUUAAGCUUUGUUUUUCUUUAAGCUAAUUCACAGAUAAUUCUAAUGCAGAUGCAGAGUACUCACUCAAAAGUGAGGUAUUGCUCUUAAAGAUACUUGUGUCCUUUUUUUUUCUAAAGAGUAAAAUAUUAACCUUUUUGUGUUAGAUUUACAAAGCUUAUUGUUGUGUCUGCUAAUUAUUUGUAUGGUAAUGCAUUUGCACAUACUAUAUUUUUUACAACAAAGAAAAUGUAAAUUACAUUAUGUGAUCUGUGCCUAAUGUCUUCUUAGCACACUAUAUAGAUCAGUGUUGCUUAAGUCAUCAACAUUGGACAAAAAUAUACAAAAACUUCUUUUAAGAGAAAAAUACUUUUGUGUAGUUGUUAUUUAGAUAUUUCUAUUAGACCAAGCUGCAUUCUUAGUGAUGCUGAGAAUAAAAUAUACUUAAUUAUCAAAUACAGGUAAGAACUGUCAGUAUUUUCUUUUGUAAUGAUCUGUUUUCAUAUUCAGAGAUUAAAUUAACUUAUUUUUUAGUGUACUACAUAGAAUUGUGUAGUAAAUUGUCAGGGGUUUAGAUGUAGCAAAACAGCAUUUGGGAAAUUAGUAGUGAAGCAGGUGUAAGUGCUAAAACAUCUAAAUCUUACUUUUUUUACCAUAAGUUUCCUGCCUGACAGAUAUUUUAAAAUUUAUAUCAAACUACUGAGUAUUUUUCUUCUCAGCAUUUUUUAUUUCUUUAUUUUAUGAAAUGCAUUUAGUGAAAUGUGCCUAUGACUCUUCAAAUUGGAAGCCAAACAUGUUUGCACACUGGUGGUUUGACUUCAGAGGUCUUUUAGUAAAAGAAAUGUCAUCAUUUUAUUGAGGUUGUUCUGAGCCCAUGUAUAUUUUUAAACAUGUAAGGAAGGUUUAAAAUAAAGAAUAAAACAGUAUUCUACGUAU
Messenger RNA from Globicephala melas (long-finned pilot whale), 3960 nucleotides. RefSeq names its product G protein-coupled receptor 52 (gene GPR52). Gene Ontology annotation, cellular component: plasma membrane. The record is from RefSeq and is a predicted model, not a curated record. Gene Ontology annotation, biological process: phototransduction; G protein-coupled receptor signaling pathway; cellular response to light stimulus. Gene Ontology annotation, molecular function: G protein-coupled photoreceptor activity. NCBI's taxonomy places the organism in Eukaryota, Metazoa, Chordata, Mammalia, Artiodactyla, Delphinidae.